AUGGAAAUAAACCCCAAAAACCAUCACUUUCAUAUGCUAGAAACCCUAACUGCAACACUCAGAAGAAGCAGAAGCAGUAGUCAUGGUGUAGUACUCAAAAGAGCCAGACAACCCCACCAGGUGGAAAAUGUAGGAAACCGACAUGCAACAUUCAAUUGGAUUUUAUGCCCUUUCUUUUUUGUUCUUGCCUUUCGUUUUAAUUCCUUGAAAGAAUAUUGGAAUUUGGUUGUUGGUUAUUGCAUGACUUGUGUUUCAGCCUGCAAAGCCAGUGGCUCCGACCUUCGUGUCCAUAUUAAGAUGUGGGUAAUCUUGGCCUUGGCAAGUAGUAUGGUUAAGAAUACACAGGAAACAGACUUUGCAAUCCGAAGGUUGCCUUUGACAAAGGCAAAAAGGUACUUGCAAGACGUUAUGGCCCACAAGCAAGCCAUUCCAUUCCGGCGCUUCUGUGGUGGAGUUGGGCAAACUGAACAGGCUAAAAUCCACCAUUCUAACGGACAAGGUCGCUGGCCUGUGAAAUCUGCUAGAUUCAUUCUUGAUUUGCUCAAGAACUCCGAGAGCAAUGCAGAGUUGAAAGGCUUGGAUGUAGAUUCAUUUUUCAUAUCUCACAUCCAAGUGAAUCGAGCACGGAAGCAAAGGCGCCGAACUUAUCGAGCACAUGGAAGAAUUGACCGUGGGUGAUUUCUUUUCACUGCGUUAUUUGAGGAGUGUGGUUUAAAUUUUCCGAGUUUGUGCUCGUAUCAAUCCUAUUGCAGCUUACUUGUCUUCACCAUGCCGCAUUGAACUGAUUGUGUCAGAGAAAGAAUAACCUGCAAAAAAAGAGCCUGAGACUCAAUUGGCUCCUAGGAAAUCGAAGGGUCAACCUAUACGUAGCGGUGCUACCUCUUAAACUGCUGAGUGAUCAAUCAU
Messenger RNA from Durio zibethinus, 906 nucleotides. The record is from RefSeq and is a predicted model, not a curated record. NCBI's taxonomy places the organism in Eukaryota, Viridiplantae, Streptophyta, Magnoliopsida, Malvales, Malvaceae.